This is a messenger RNA of Lemur catta (Ring-tailed lemur), 2766 nucleotides long. RefSeq names its product complement C2 (gene C2). Gene Ontology annotation, molecular function: serine-type endopeptidase activity. The record is from RefSeq and is a predicted model, not a curated record. The transcript has 18 exons. NCBI's taxonomy places the organism in Eukaryota, Metazoa, Chordata, Mammalia, Primates, Lemuridae. Gene Ontology annotation, biological process: proteolysis; complement activation. Gene Ontology annotation, cellular component: extracellular region. Bases 228 to 2483 code for a protein of 751 amino acids.
GAUAAUAUUGGCGUUAGGGAGACAGGGCAAAGGUUGCGCCCCCUCAGCUCAGUCCUCAAUCUCUGCUUAUUUUUUUCCUAACAAGGGACCAUCCCCCUGCCACUCCCUAGCUUUCCUUCUCUGGCAGCAAAUGAAGCAGCGGCUGAGCCAGCUCUGGUUUUCGGGAAGUCAGAUGACCUUUUCCCUCUCGUGGCUCUCUGCCUCUCCGUGUCCCUGGGGUGAACACUAUGGACCCACUGAUGGUCCUCCUUUGCCUGCUGCCCCUGUACCAAGGCCCGGUAGCUGCCGUUCUCUCGUGUCCUCAGAACGUGAAUAUCUCCGGUGGCACUUUCACCCUCAGCCAUGGCUGGGCCGCUGGGAGCCUCCUCACCUACUCGUGCCCCCAGGGCUACUACCCAUCCCCGGCGUCGCGGCUGUGCAAGAGCAGCGGACAGUGGCAGACCCCGAGAGCUACCCGGCUGACUAAGGCGGUCUGCAAACCUGUUCGCUGUCCAGCCCCCGUUUCCUUUGAGAACGGUGUGUACACCCCACGGCUGGGGGCCCACCCCGUGGGCAGCAACCUGAGCUUCGAGUGUGAGGAUGGCUUCGUGCUGCGGGGCUCGCCUGUGCGGCAGUGCCGCCUCAACGGCAUGUGGGACGGAGAGACCGCCGUGUGUGACAGUGGGGCUGGCCACUGCCCCAACCCAGGCAUUUCAGUGGGCGCGGUGCGGACGGGCUCCCGCUUUGGCCUUGGGGACAAGGUCAGCUACCGCUGCUCCUCGAAUCUGGUGCUCACAGGGUCUGCAGAGCGGGAGUGCCAGGAAAAUGGGGUCUGGAGUGGGACAGAGCCCAUCUGCCGCCAACCCUACUCUUACGACUUCCCCGAGGAUGUGGCCCCCGCCCUGGGCACCUCCUUGUCUCACUUGCUUGGGGCCACCAAUCCCACCCAGCAGAAGAAGGAAAACCUGGGCCGUAGAAUUCAAAUCCAGCGCUCCGGUCACCUGAACCUCUACCUGCUCUUGGAUGCGUCUCAGAGUGUGUCACAAGACGACUUUCACAUCUUUAAGGAGAGUGCCUCCCUCAUGGUGGACAGGAUCUUCAGCUUUGAGAUCAAUGUCAGUGUCGCCAUCAUCACCUUUGCCUCCAAGCCCAAAGUCCUCGUGUCUGUCCUGCACGACAGCUCCCGGGAUGUGACGGAAGUGAUCAACAGUCUGGAAAAUGCCAACUAUAAAGAUCAUGAAAAUGGAACCGGGACCAACAUCUACGAGGCCCUAAAUAGUGUCUACAUCAUGAUGAACAAUCAAAUGCACCGCCUUGGCAUGGAAACAGUGGCCUGGCAGGAAAUCCGACACGCCAUCAUCCUUCUGACCGACGGAAAGUCCAAUAUGGGCGGCUCUCCCAAGAUAGCUGCGGACAGUAUCAGAGAGAUCCUGAACAUCAACCAGAAGAGGAACGACUAUCUGGACAUCUAUGCCAUUGGGGUGGGCAAGCUGGACGUGGACUGGAGAGAACUGAACGACCUGGGGUCCAAGAAGGAUGGCGAGAGGCAUGCCUUCAUUCUGCAGGACACCAGGGCUCUGCACCAGGUCUUUGAGCACAUGCUGGAUGUCUCCAAGCUCACAGAUACCAUCUGUGGGGUGGGGAACAUGUCAGCCAACGCCUCUGACCAGGAGAGGACACCCUGGCACGUCACCAUUAAGCCCAAGAGCCAGGAGACCUGCCGGGGGGCCCUCAUCUCGGACCAGUGGGUCCUGACAGCGGCUCACUGUUUCCGCAGCAGCGAGGACCGCUCCCUCUGGAGGGUCAAUGUGGGGGAUCCCAACUCCCAGUGGGGCAAAGAUUUCCUUAUUGAGAAGGCCGUGAUCUCCCCGGGGUUCGAUGUCUUUGCCAAGAAGAGCCAGGGGAUCCUGGAGUUCUACGGCGAUGACAUCGCCCUGCUGAAGCUGGCCCAGAAAGUGAAGAUGUCCACCCACGCCAGGCCCGUCUGCCUUCCCUGCACAGUGGAGGCCAAUCUGGCUUUGCGGAGACCCCAAGGCAGCACCUGUCGGGACCACGAGCGUGAACUGCUGAACAAACUGAGCGUUCCUGCUCAUUUUGUCGCCUUGAACGGGAGCAAACUGAACAUUAACCUCAAGACCGGGACGGAGUGGACAAGCUGUAUCCAGGUGGUCGCCCAAAACAAAGCCAUGUUCCCCAACUUGACAGAUGUCAGAGAGGUGGUGACAGACCAGUUCCUUUGCAGUGGGACCAAGGAGGAUGACAAUCCCUGCAAGGGAGAAUCUGGGGGAGCAGUUUUCCUUGAGCGGAGAUUCAGGUUUUUUCAGGUGGGCCUGGUGAGCUGGGGUCUUUACAACCCUUGUGUUGGUGCCACUGACAAAAACUCCCGCAAAAGGGCUCCCCGUGGCAAGGUUCCACCGCCGCGAGACUUCCACAUCAAUCUCUUCCGCGUGCAGCCCUGGCUGAGGCAGCACCUGGAGGGUGUCCUGAACUUUUUGCCCCUCUAAUCAUGGCCCCUGACGCCUCUGCUGUCCUGCCAGGAUCUGCCAUUGCUCCCACCUCCUGCCUCUGGACACCCACCCUCGCUCCUAGCCUGGUAGAUCCCGUCUCCGGAUCCCAGCGGCAGUGCAUGCAAGCUGGGCAAGCCCCAGGCUCCUGCCAGCACCGCUGCCCCGCAGCCCCCUCUCCUUGGCCUGUGCCCAGAUUUCUCCCUGGUCUACUUGACUCAUCUCCUUUCACUUUCACAUGGAAUUUCCCAUUUAUGAAAUUAAUAAAAAUCAAUGAUUUCCA